Messenger RNA from Guyanagaster necrorhizus, 2922 nucleotides. Its product is annotated as DUF221-domain-containing protein. Gene Ontology annotation, cellular component: plasma membrane. The transcript is spliced from 16 exons. Bases 1 to 2922 code for a protein of 973 amino acids. Lineage: Eukaryota; Fungi; Basidiomycota; Agaricomycetes; Agaricales; Physalacriaceae. Gene Ontology annotation, molecular function: calcium-activated cation channel activity. The record is from RefSeq and is a predicted model, not a curated record.
AUGGGCGGCCUCGAUGAUGCUGGAGACAUCCUUAAUACCAACUCGCGGACGCUGGCGCCCGCUGCCGUUGGCUCUCAAGUGGUGUUGAUGAGUAUCGUUUCAACCGUUACUGUCCUUGCCUUCAAUUUUUUACGUCCCAAAAACAAGGCAGGGAACAAGCCCCCGCCUCGGAUAAAUGAUUCUGUCUUGUUCGGUUGGCUUCCCCCACUACUCCACACGAAGGAGCCCGAGCUCGUCGACAAAAUAGGUCUCGAUGCAGUCACCUUCCUUCGUUUCCUGCGACUCAUGCGCUGGCUAUUCACCGGUGUCGCCGUUCUGACUUGCGGCAUUCUCAUUCCUAUCAACGCCGUUUACAACCUUAAGAACGUCGAUUCCAGCAACCGUGAUAUCUUGAGUAUGUUAACGAUUCGUGACGUGUCUGGCAACCUCCUCUUCGUCCAUGUUACGGUAUCCUACCUAAUCACCGGCCUCAUCAUCGCGCUUGUUCACCUCAACUGGACGCAAGUCGUACGAUUGCGUCAGGAGUGGUAUCGGUCUCCGGAAUACCUCCAGUCUUUCUACGCUCGGACCCUCACUGUGAGGCAUGUGCCUAAGAAGUAUCAGUCUGACAUGGGUAUCAAGGACAUCUUUGAAUCCGUGCACGUUCCCUAUCCAACAACUAGCGUUCACAUAGGAAGGAGGGUCGGAAAGCUCCCGGAGUUGAUUGAGUAUCACAACGACACAGUUAGAGAGUUGGAGCAAUAUCUCGUCAAGUACCUAAAGGAUGGGAAGAUAGGCAAGAGACGACCAAUUGUAAGAAUUGGUGGUCAUUGCGGUCUUGGUGGGCAAACGCACGACGCUAUCGAAUUCUAUACCGCAAAGCUCAAGCGCACGGAGGCUGUCAUAGAGGAAUAUCGCUCCCAAAUAGACACUCGCAAAGCGGAAAACUACGGGUUCGCUAGUAUGGCCGCAGUUCCUUACGCUCACAUUGUGGCCAAGCUAUUGAGCGGGAAGCAUCCUAAAGGAACGGACAUUGAACUGGCUCCUAAUCCCAAAGAUAUCAUCUGGGAGAACAUGAACAAAUCAGAAGGUGAACUUGCAAGGAAAAAGUUGACCGGAUUCCUCUUUCUGGCCCUCGUAUGUUUCUUCAACACGGUACCCUUGUUCAUCAUAUCAGUGUUGGCCAACUUGGACUCGUUGACUUCAUACGUGACAUUCCUUGCACAAUGGUCGUCUUCAUCACCCACUUCCUUUGCUUUCGUUUCUGGUGUACUUCCACCGGCAGUGUCCGGUCUUUUUGGAUUCUUUUUGCCUAUAAUCAUGAGAUGGUUGACGCAGUAUAUGGGCGCUCUUACGCACUCUAGACUUGACCGUGCUGUCGUCGCUCGCUACUUUGCUUUCCUGGUCAUCUCGCAGCUGAUUAUCUUCACAUUGAUUGGUGUUAUUUUUAAUUCGGUGAAACAGAUUGUUGCACAGAUUGGGAAGAAGAGUUUCAAUGAGAUCAUUAGCAAUCUUGAUACGUUGCCCGAUACCAUUAACAGGACGUAUAUUGAUCAAGCGUCUUAUUGGCUGACGUUCUUCCCUUUGCGUGGUUUCCUAGUAGUUUUUGAUUUGGCUCAGAUUAUCAACUUGCUAUGGUUGUCGUUCAAGACUCACGUGUUUGGUCGUACUCCGCGCGACAUCCGAGAGUGGACUCAGCCUCCCAUCUUUCCGUAUGCCGUGUACUACGGCAACACACUGUUCAUGGGUUCCGUUGGACUGGUGUUCGCUCCUCUCGCGCCGCUAGUGUCCUUGGCUGCUGCUAUUGUCUUCUGGAUGAGCUCCUUCGUAUACAAAUAUCAACUGAUGUUUGUGUUCGUGAGUAAGGUCGAAACUGGUGGCCGAAUGUGGAAUGUCAUCAUGAACCGACUGUUGUUUUGCGUUUCUCUCAUGCAAGCCUUACUUGUUCUGACCAUUGGUCUUCAAUAUGGUUUCAAGUCACUGCAAUGGCUCAUUACUAUUCCGCCCAUCAUCAUUGUCAUCGCAUACAAGAUCUACGCCAAUAAGGUGUUCGACAGCGCAUUCCGCUACUACAAUCCUUCGGAAGACGAACUCCGGCUGGCAAAGGUGUAUUCGGAACGCGCUGAUAACAAGGGCAACAAGCUAGGGAAACGCUUUGGACAUCCUGCUCUUCAUGCUGAUUUAUUCACGCCAAUGUUGCAUGCAAACAUGAUGCCUCUCCUUGGUCAAGUGUACAAGGGCAAGAUUGGCAGAGAUCAAGCCAAACUUGAUGAGUACGGCGGACAAAAGAUGGAUGCACAGAUCGUCGAAGGUGGGAUCAAGAUUGCUGCCAUUGAUCAGCGUGAUCUCGAAUAUGACCCUAUCCAAUAUCAACGUGAUCGUGGCGAACUGGACUGGGACGCACGAUCAGUAACCUCCACUACAUUAUUGGAUGGCGGCCCUUCAAAUUCCAACUUUUAUGGCAGUAGCACAACGUUGCUCAAUGGCUACGACCGCGACCGAUAUCUUGCCGGUGGAAGCAGCUCAACUUCACCUGCGGAGCACUUUGAGUUGACCGCGAUGGAUUCCCCACGAGAGCCUCUGCUCAGUCCACAAUCGCAGAUGUACUAUCAGCAGCAGCAAGGGUUUGAUUCGUCGCAAUCCCUAGCGCCGUCAAUACCGCCAACAAUGCACAAUGAUGGUGCUAUGAGGGAGGCGCCGGUACAUCGGCCGCAGGGCUCUCAGUCAUCAUUUUACGCCGGAGUACCUGUGGAUCGGACGAUGAGUCCAUUCCAGCAGGAGCGGAGUGGUAGCCCAUUUGUGGAGCGCCGUAGUGGCAGCCCACUGGAUGAGCGAACGGCUAGUCCUCGGCCAUACGCCAACCAACAACGGCACUAUUCUCAUGACCGGGGUCCUUCUGGAGGUAAUGGCAGCAUGGCGGGCCGUGGUCCAUACAGAGGUUAA